AUGGCGGGCGAUGUCGUCUUGCCAGGCCCUGAGCCCGAAAUCAACGUGCAGGAAGCCAUGCCCAGCUAUUACGACGGCAAACACGCCCAAGCAGACGCGCACUACUUCAACCGGCGAGAGUUCUGCUUCACAUUCGGCAACGACAUCUUCGCCAGGUACCAGGCCUUCAAGGACGGCACUGCUCUUCAAGAGGCCAUCCAGCGGCGUUGCCCCUCCAAGAUAGACAUCGGGCCCGUGUACAGCGCGAACCCUCAAGACCGACAAAAGUUCGGGGCGUCCUUCCAGCCGCUGGAGCGUGAGCUGGUGUUUGAUAUCGAUUUGACGGACUAUGAUGAUGUACGAACGUGCGGCAGUGGCGCGCAUAUCUGCUCCAAGUGCUGGCCGCUCAUGGCGGUGGCGGUCAAGAUCAUCGACGCGGGUCUUCGGAGCGAGUUCGGGUUCCAGAACAUUUUGUGGGUGUACUCGGGUCGUCGUGGAGUGCAUUGCUGGGUGUGCGACCCUAGCGCCCGCCAGCUGACUGACGAGCAGCGGUCCGCCGUGGCCAACUGGUUCGCCAUGUACAAGGGCCAUGAGGAGGGCCGAGCCAAGAUCGCCUUCCUGGGCGGUGUGGGGGCCAUGCACCCCGCCGUGGAGAGGGCGGCCCGCACGCUGAGGGCCGCGUGGCUGGAGACGAUCCUUCCCGCCCAGCGGCUACUGGAGGACGGUCCCAAGUGCGAGACGCUGCUGCAGUACCUGCCGGACGAGGGCCUGAUUGAGGCAGUCAAGAAGAAGUGGGCGUCCCGCAGCGUCAUCAGUCGUACGAGUGAGGACAUCAAUUUGGUUCGUUGGCAGGUGUUGGAGACGGAGGUAAACAAUAAGUUGGCUGAGGAGCGCUCCCGGGGCGGCAAGGGAGCUGGCGGAGGUGGCGGGGGUGGCAACUACAAGGUAACGGGCCCCCUGGAGCGCUGUCUCAACGAGAUCAUCAUGGCGCACUCCUACCCCCGGCUGGAUAUGGAGGUGUCCAAGAAAAUGAACCACUUGCUUAAGGCGCCCUUCUGUGUCCACCCCAAGACCGGCAAGGUGUGUGUGCCCCUGGACCCCGAGGAGGUGGAUGACUUCGACCCGGACAAGGUGCCCACGGUGGGCUCGCUGUUGGGGGAGCUCAAGGCGGCGACGGAGGCGGCAGCGGCAAAGCUUGACGCCGGCGGCGGCGAGGAGGGGCAGACCGCGGCGACCGCGGCGGAAGGCGGCUCGAGGCUUGGCAAGUCUGAGGCCUGGCGGCACACGGCGAUGGCCCGGGCGGUGGCUGUUUUCGAGCGCUGCCUCCUAAACGGCCUCACCGCCGCCAACCGCGAGGAGCUGGCUGGAAAAGCGCGCAUGGCCAUGGCGGUGGGCCAGGUGCUCAAUCCACUGGACUUCUAA
Molecule: messenger RNA, 1401 nt
Organism: Volvox carteri f. nagariensis
Lineage: Eukaryota; Viridiplantae; Chlorophyta; Chlorophyceae; Chlamydomonadales; Volvocaceae
Exons: 12
Coding region: 1-1401 (466 amino acids)
Biological process (GO): DNA replication, synthesis of primer
Cellular component (GO): alpha DNA polymerase:primase complex
Source: RefSeq, a predicted model, not a curated record